Messenger RNA from Saccharomycodes ludwigii, 990 nucleotides. It is a transcript of the gene APD1, whose product is annotated as Apd1p. Lineage: Eukaryota; Fungi; Ascomycota; Saccharomycetes; Saccharomycodales; Saccharomycodaceae. The coding region runs from base 1 to 990 and encodes 329 amino acids. The record is from RefSeq and is a predicted model, not a curated record. The transcript has a single exon.
AUGAGUGGUUUUUUUGGUUCUAUAGUUAAAAAAUUGCGUCCGACAGAUUCAAACGAAGAUCUUUCCAAUGAAGCUAAAAUAAAAAUCGAAAGUUGUAUAGAAACAUGCAACCCAGGCCCAGGAUGUUGUGAAGGUACUGUUUCAAAUAAAGAUUUGGAAACUUUUAAUAAGUUAAAAAUCGAUAAAGAAACACCCCUAAUGAACUCUAGUAAAACAAACAAACUUCAUUUUAUCAUUCCCACUUCAAAGAAGGAUUGGAAACAUGACGCAGUUACAGAAUUUAACAACGAUACUGUGCCAUACGAACUUUUUACAUGGGUUAAAAGCAAUAAAAGAAAAUACCAAAAUAGUACUUUAAGCACUGCUCCAGCUGAGGAACCUUUUAUGUGUAAUGUUAGUUCAAUGGCUAUAGAUAUCAUGGACAUUGAUCAACUGAAAUUCCGCAAAUCAAAUGUUUUAAUUUUACCUUAUUUUAUUACUUUACACAAUUUAGUAUUUGAUAAAGUUGCACCUCUCUUUAACGAAUUGGUUCCUCUUUUAAUGAAUACAGGUGGUAAUGAUGCCACACCCACUUUUGAAGCUAUUCAAGAGUUGUGUGGGAAAUACGGUGUCACUAUUAGUAAAUCUAAUGAUCGUGGUGUUAUAUUUCUAUGCUCACACACCACGAGAGAUAAAAGGUGUGGUAUUACAGCUCCGAUUUUAUUAAAGUAUUUUCAUGAAUUUUUAACUGAUCCAUAUGACAGUUUCAGAAAUGAUUCAGAUACUAGAGAAGGUGGUUAUAGAGUUGCCUAUGUCAAUCAUGUUGGUGGCCACAAAUUCGCUGCCAAUACUAUAAUUUAUUUAAAUAAUAUAAAUGAUCCUUUGUUAAUUUGGUUGGGUAGAGUCACCCCAAAAGAUGUACAACCUAUUGUAGAGAACGUAUUAAUCCCUGAAGUUCCUAGAUUGCCUUAUCCGGAAAAGGUCCGCUGCAUCAAGAAAUAUAACUGGUGA